Molecule: messenger RNA, 1595 nt
Organism: Misgurnus anguillicaudatus (oriental weatherfish)
Lineage: Eukaryota; Metazoa; Chordata; Actinopteri; Cypriniformes; Cobitidae
Gene: prnpb
Product: prion protein b
Biological process (GO): protein homooligomerization
Cellular component (GO): membrane
Source: RefSeq, a predicted model, not a curated record
UGAAGCAUCAUCUCAUCUUUCUUUUUCCUCUACUGAAAAACAUAAUUUAAGUGAGAGGCAGAGUAUUAGACAGACUGUUGCUUUCUCUAUAUCAAGCUCUGUACGGACCAAAAUGGGUCAGGUAUACAAACAUAUACUGCUCAUUUUGCUUUUAAUGGUGCUACACAAUACAUCUGGGGGAAAGAAAGGGUCCAGUAGCAAGAGCUACCCGAAAACGCAACCAUCCCAUAAUCCAUCACCGAAGACCAAGACCAAGCCUGACUCUCACAGGAAACCCUCCUCUUCUGCUGAAAGAGGAAACUCAGACAACCCUAACCAGCAGAAAGAUCGAGAUAGAGAUGAGUACAACCUUGGCGGAUACGCUGGCGGUUACCCAGUGAGAACUGGGUGGGACUCGGUUGAAUAUCCUGUUGGACGAGGAUAUCCCAACUGGAACCCCAAUAACAAAAUUCUCAGUCCACACUAUGGAGGCAUGUUUGGAGCUGGCAGGGUCGACAAAGGUGGAUCGCCUUUUUCCCAAUCCGUGCAAAGCAUGGGCUACCGUCCCUCUGUUGAAUCCAAAGGCUUUGGAAAACAGGCAAAGGUAGCUGCAGGUUCUGGGACGUUGACGGGAAUGGCCGUGGGCUACGGAGUCGGGGAGUUUCCACGCCCAAACUUACAAUUCAGUAGCCCUCAGGAGGAAUAUUACUACAACAACUAUAUGUAUAAACGUCAUGGGAUGGGAUCUGGGAAAGAGAAUUACAAUCCAGGUAAAUACGCAACAUCGCUGCUAAACCAGGCUCAGUCAUAUGACCAAUACAUGGACAGAUGCACAAAGCGAACAGACCUUUUCAGAGAGCAGGACACAUUACAUUCUGCAGAUCAUAGCAGUAUUCAAAUAGAUGAGCCAUUGGCUGAUCAAACCAACACAUCUUCGCCCGCAACUAACAAUUCUCAUCUAAUUCCUGCUGGGAGCCUUCUGGAUGAGAAUGAAGACAAUGUGAGCAUCCUAAAAAUUGGUUAUCCUGCACUCAUAGAGCAGAUGAAAGCUAAGAAAUGUGUAGAGUUGUACUUGGUCUACAUUGAUGACUUCCUGGAAAAGCAAACCAGGAUUUUUCCAAGCCACAAUAAUUGUAAUGGACACUCUGAUUUCCUCAUCUGCUUUUUUUUCUCUCUCUCUGCUUUUCAUGCAUCUGCCUACUUCAUGCAUCUAAGUAGCACUUAGUGGCACUGCCCAUGCUGACUGCAUAUAAAUAAUUCAGCUGUUGUACUAUUCACUGUCCAAGUCUACAAAGUCGGAUAGACUAUAUCUUGUUUUAAACUAUUUCUCUUAUGUUUAAAAAACAUAAUAAUGAGAAUAACAUAAAGGUUUUAUUAACUUUCUGAAGUAUCAAUUCUAACUGUAACGUAUUGUCGUCUUACAUUCCAAAAUGCCUUUUCUCAUUAUUGGCUAUUUAAAUAGUAGCUGAAAAUAUAACUGUGUGUAUUCUGUCAUAGCAGAAUUUAAAAAUUAUACAUAAAAUUAUUAUUAUUAUUUUUUAGGACUGUCAAUGUAAGGGUCUUGAUACAUAGUGUAAAAGCCAAAUCAAUGUACACAGAUAGAAAAUCAAUAAAUA